Messenger RNA from Python bivittatus (Burmese python), 5536 nucleotides. RefSeq names its product alpha-1,6-mannosyl-glycoprotein 4-beta-N-acetylglucosaminyltransferase-like. Gene Ontology annotation, molecular function: acetylglucosaminyltransferase activity. Gene Ontology annotation, biological process: protein N-linked glycosylation. NCBI's taxonomy places the organism in Eukaryota, Metazoa, Chordata, Lepidosauria, Squamata, Pythonidae. The record is from RefSeq and is a predicted model, not a curated record.
GAGACGUUUGGCUGUGAGCACCACCAGAUCUAAGCCCAUUCACAAGUAUGGCCCUGUUAUACAAUCCUAGGUGAGAUUUUCAAGGCUGCUUUUUCUGAUGAGGCAGGGGAAAAAAGAUGAAAGUUUUUGAAAGUCAGGCUGGUUUACAAAACACCACAGUUGGGGGUAAUUGAGUUGUCUGGGCAAAAACCCACCUCUUUUAUAUCACUUUGAGACCUUUUCUUCUAGUCUGACACCUUUCCUGGAGCUAUUUAUUAAUCUAAUCCCUUCCAUGUUGUGCUUUCACGUAAAUGGCCUCUUUCGAUUGUCAUGGUAACUGUGUCAUGUGAAGUAGAUAAAAUGGCAAGAGGUUACAGCAGACUGCCAGUCAGUGAUGUUUGUAAAUAAUACUUAAUGGCCAUGCUUUGUGUGUGUCUUUUAAUUAUUUAUUUUAUUUAUAUGCAUUUUGCUCUCUAUUUUCUAUCUUGUUUCUAAACUCAGAUGAAUCAUUCUAAAAACUGAAUUUACUAGAAUAUAAAUUCAAUUUAAGUUACAUUUAGUUUUGUCCUGUCCCUUCUACUUCUUGUGAAUCCACUUUUAAGGUGUAGCCCAUGGCACACUAUUCAAAGCCCAAGGACAUUUCUUGAGUAACAAAAGAAUGCAUACUACUUCAGAUAUAUCCUACAUAUAAAAUCUGACCAAGAAUUACAAAUUACUCCUGCUCCAAAUGCAGGAGAUAAUGUUUCUCUGAUCAACCUUCCUUGGCACAUUAAAACUUUUCCAUUAAUAGCUGCCAUUUCAAAUAUAAUAUCCUUGGAAAUAGGAGCUUUGCUAUAGCUUUUUGAUUAUUGAAAAACUGGAAUAAUUACACACAGAGGUGACCACAAAGGGGAGGGGGCGGCAAAUUAUGACAACAGUGUCACAAUACAGCUCCACCCCUUUGUACAUGUGUUGUGGCAUCACAUGCAUGUAUAAACAAGGCAGAGCUCAUAGCACAUUUUAACGAAAGCCCCCAAUCUUGUAGGCCCCUCCAACUACUGUACAACAAAGGUAGGAAUGUCAGAGUGUCAGCUGAAUUAAGAACUUUUUAGAAAUACAACUUAUUGUGCAAUAAAUAUGCAACAUUACUUUUUUCUCCAGCUUUAGUCCACCUACCAAACAAAACUAUCAAACUUGCUUAUAAUUCAAUUGUCAUUCAAUUUCUAGUUUUUAUUCAGGUGUUACAGAAAACUACAUUGCUUCACUCUUGCUGGCAGGAUUAUUUAUCUUGCUAGCAGGAUUAGCUGCAGUUGCUAAGUGGAAAAUCACAUGACCGUGAUGGACUUACAACAUCACUUCCCAUUCAGUUAUUAAGCAAGUCACUGUGGUCAUUAAGCAAAACAUCACGUCACCACACUUUAUGAUUUUACUUCCACAUUCUCCAUUAACUCUGUUUGUUGCAAGCAGGUUGGGAAGCACAUAAAUGGCAAUCACAUCUGUGGGAUGCUGCGACAGUUAUAAAUCUGCACUGGUUGUAAAGUGCCUGAGUGGCAAUCGGUGACCGCAGCAUGCUGCUACGGUCACAGAUAUGAGGAUUGAUCGCAAAGCUGAUUUUCUUUACACAGUCAUAACUUCAGUCACCAAAUGAGGGAGCCAGUAAGCAAGGACUGCCCAUUAAGCAAGGACUACUGUUAUGGUCCACACCUUGAUGUAAACAAGAUGGGGGGCAGUAAAACUCUUAUAAGAAAAGCAACAACAAAAAAUUCAGCCAAAGGGUAAUACACUGGUGUGUUAUACAGUAUUUGUAAGGGACUUAUAUUUUGUCUGUAUUUCCUACCUACCUAUCAAAUUCUCUGUGUGACUCCAAGUUUGAAAGAGACUUCCCUCCAAAGAAGGGGGGGGGACCCUAAUCAGGCUUGCUUGGUAUUAGAAACUUAUAAUGGAAUUUUUGGAAAAUGACCAAGGAAAUAUUUGCAGAUUUUGUACCACUUGGAAUCUUAAUUCCAUUUAUCUGAGAGUUUAAUGGGACUUUGGAGGAUUUAUCUAUGGGAUUGAACUAAGACUGGAUUAAUACAUUACACUUGUUUGUUUCAAAUCUGGUUUGUUAAGUCAUAGUUGGCAACCAUAAAUCAUGGUUACUAAUUCCAAUCCUUGAGUUCACACAUCAUGGUAAGCCAGGCUCAAACAAACAAAUAUAUACAGUACUUCACAUUCAAAGGGGAAAAGGUGCUCUGGAGCCUACAAUGGUGCUGGAUCCCAGUUAAAGAUGAGUUUAGUUUCAGGGGUUGCCAAACAGAGCUACUUGUGUAUCCAUGUGCACUUCAGACAUAUUUUUUCCCUUUGGCUCUGCCCAACCUAUCAGUAAUGGAGUGGGAACUACCAAGCAGGAAGUCUCAAGAGUUGCGUGCUGGACUGGGAUGCUGAAUAAAAGAAAAACUUCCUGGAGGAAGGCUUUCAUAUGGUUGCCCAAACCCCCUACACUUUCCCAGGGAGUCUCUCCCUUAAGCCCCACUGAUUUCAGUCCAACUGGACCAGAUGAGGUCUGUGCAGAUUCAGGAGGUGUGGGGAGAGAUGAGAAAAGAGCUGUUGGGGAAAGCGAAAUUUGCUGGGACAUCAGCGUGAGAGGAGCGGAGGCAGCGAGACUGGUCAGAAGGCUCCUUAGCAAGGGUUGGCCCUUGCAGAAAAGGCUUUCCUAUCGCCUUUCCCCACCAUUUCUUCUGCCCUUCUCCGCACAUUCGAGAAGGGACAAGGAGCAGCCACAGUGCACCCGUUCUUUCAGUGACGGCGCUGGAAGCCCUGCGAGAGGCCGGCUGGAAAAGCCGCUCCAAAGUUGGCGAACAGACAAGAGCAGCAGCGGCGGCGCCCAGACGGGGCUGGAGCGAGGUGGGUCAGAGGCUGGGCCGGCGCUCAACGAGCGGCGGGGAUGGAUCGUCAGAGCUGGAAAAAGCGGCAGAAGGAAGGCGCGCUUGAGGCACGGGGGGAGCCUCGGGGAUCUGCUUCCGCGAGACUACCUCGAAACUGGUUUCCGCGUUUCGAUCAACACUUCCUUCGUCAGGCGGACACGGCUGUGCGGAUGUUUCGCCAAUGGCCCACGGGAACGUUUCCCGUCGAGUGGGUUUUAGUCCGCUGGUGGGCUGCGUGUUCUGGGCCACGGCCAGUGCUAAGUGGAAGUCGCCGCCUCUGCCUCGCCGAGGACGGGGUAGAUGAGGAAGGCGGCAUCAGAGGCUCGGAAGGCGAAGCUCGGCUCUGUCCCCAGGGAAGUCUCCCCUCGGCUGUCUGAGGCUGGAGCUCAGGGAGAGCGAGGAGAGAACCGGCCCGGCGGAGAACGAACUGCUGCGUCGCGGGAGAGCAGCCGUCAAGGUCUGCCCGCUUUGGGCACGCCGGCGUGCCUCGAAAGUAAGGAUGGUCUGGAAGAGAUGCCCGUUCCGAUGUCGCGCUUAGCCCACGACAGGGUAGGCCGCUCUCUCUUCUGCGCUGAAGUGCACGAGUCUCGCGUGCAUUUUCGCUAUUUUCUGUUCAAGUCUCUACACGCGUUUCUGGGUCGGCAUAACAAUUAAAUCAAGAAGCGGAGAGGCGAGGCUUGCGCCGGGGCUGGGCUCCUGGGUGAAAACACCGAAGAGCGCUUUCUUCUGUCGCGAGCAAAGCGGUUGCGGUCGAAGUCCUGGGAGGUUCCCCGGAAGGGCGGCGGGCAAACGGUGCAUUUUCGGAUUGCUCAUCGCACGGAGCCGGAGGCACAGAUGCGUCGCUGUACUCUGAAGGGGGAAGUUGACUAAAUUCAGUUGCAGUUUCUCCAAAUGACAGGGUGAGAACUGAAUGCCUGCAGAUCCACUAGCUUCUGGCACAUGCCUUCCCAAAGUGUUAGUUGUCAUGAGGUGUUCCCUGAAACGUUCACUUGCAGCAGCCAUUUCUCUCCUUGUGUUCCUGCUCAUCAUUAAUCUGGCUUCUUGGCCCCAUGAAGAUCUUGAGCUGAAGAAUGUUCAGAACUGGGCUCGAUCAGUGGGUGUGCACGAAAUUGUGGCUGACUGGACUUUAUAUAGCCUUCAAACAGUUACCAAUACCACGAACGUCCUGAAUAUCUCUUACCGCUACCUUGCUGGCAUGGCGCCACUCCAGAAAAAGUUUCUGACAUUAGGGCUGUGUUCUGUCAAGCGGAAGCGAGAGAGCUAUCUCCUGGAAACCCUGACUUCCAUCUUUAAGCAAUCUUCUCAAGAAGAACUGAAGGAAAUGGUGGUAGUGGUACAUUUAACAGAUCCAGACCAGGAGUGGAAUUCUCAAAUGGUGCAGCAAAUUGCCACGAGGUUUCCUGCUCAACUCCUUCAGAGAUACCUAGUGGUUAUCCACACCCCUCUUGAGUAUUACCCUCCCUUGGAAGGCCUAAAAAGGAAUUUUAAUGAUGCUGAGGAUCGUGUACGCUUUCGAUCAAAACAGAAUGUUGAUUAUGCUUACCUUGUGAAUUUUGCAGCCAACCUCUCCACCUACUACCUCAUGAUUGAGGAUGAUGUCCAUUGCUCCAAAUACUUCUUCACAGUAAUCAGAAGAAAUCUGGCAUCCCAGAAGGGCACCUCUUGGGUCACUCUGGAGUUUUCCAAACUUGGUUACAUUGCCAAGCUCUACCACUCUAGUGACCUCCCCCGGCUAGCUCGGUUCCUCAUGCUCUUUUACCAAGAGAUGCCUUGCGAUUGGCUUUUUGUGCAUUUCCGUCUCCUGCUUACGCAAAAGGAGGAAAUUCGUUUCAAGCCAUCCCUCUUCCAGCACAUUGGCCGCUACUCCUCCUUCCAGGGCACGCUAAACAGGCUGAAAGAUGAAGACUUUGAAGAGGAUCUCUCUGAACUCCCUGACAAUCCCCCAGCAGAUAUAGUAACAGAUAUUGUAACAUUUAAGAAUUAUAAACCCAGUAAGGCUUAUAGUAGUGUGGAAGGCUACUUCUGGGGCAAGGCCCCUUCUGCUGGCAACUCCUUUACAGUUAUCUUUAAGCAAGCUGUCUCCAUCUUCCGUAUCCAGAUCCAUACAGGCUCUCAGCAACACCCGGAAAGCUAUCUCCAGGAAGGACUUGUGGCACUGGGCACUCAGAAAUUGCAUACAUGGAGACCAGGUUGUACCAACUAUAUCCCCAUUGGGUACUUUGACCAAGGAAACUUUGAUAAGCAGAACCUAGAGAGUAGUACAUCCUCUGACCCUGAGUGUGUGCACAUUGUGGUAACUAAGAAUCAGAGUGAGUCGCUAAUCAUAAAUAGCAUAAGCAUCUGGAUAAAGCCUAAACCCUGACCAUGUGACUGAUCAGGAUCCCUCACAGUAUAUGACCAUUGCUCGUGGAUAGAUCCUUUCUGGAUAUAAGAAUCCAACAUGCAGUGGAAAAAGCCAGUUCUGUGUUCUCAGUCACUGUGAUGAGAUGUUUGUGAUCUGUCCAUCUAUUCUUAGAGUAUAAGAGCCCACCAAGAAUGUUCUUCAAAAAUGGCUACAAUUUGCAUUAUCUUCUGCUUGUCAGGGACCCUCCUUCCCCAGUUGGUGUUAUGCAGAGUGCAGCUAUAAUCACAGUUCAUGCCAAAAAUAUACACCAGCGUUAGAGAGAUUUAAAGAA